Dermacentor andersoni is the source of this 1622-nucleotide messenger RNA. Its product is annotated as alpha-(1,3)-fucosyltransferase C-like. Gene Ontology annotation, molecular function: fucosyltransferase activity. The record is from RefSeq and is a predicted model, not a curated record. NCBI's taxonomy places the organism in Eukaryota, Metazoa, Arthropoda, Arachnida, Ixodida, Ixodidae. Gene Ontology annotation, cellular component: membrane.
CCUUCACCUUCCAGUUCAGGAGACACGUGUCAUGACGUCUCUUCAGCGUGUAUGCUUAUUCAUGGCGCUGGCAGCACUGUCCCUGUAUUACUACGCUCCAAUGCAGACAAGAUACUUAAGUAUACCAGAACAGAAGAGUCAUUCUUGCACUCCCUUCGGCUCACCAAACAGUAGCAUUGAGACAAAGGAUAUGCCACGGAUCAUGAUGUGGACCAAAUUCUUUAGUGAUUGGUACGGGACGCUCGACGAUGAGAGAAUCGGCGAAGUAUUGCUGGAAAACUGUCCUGCCAAGUGCCUCGUCACAAAUGACCGGCGUUUGAUAGAAUAUAGUGACGCUGUCAUUUUCCAUGUGCGCGACCUGAAGAUGGCAGAUCUGCCGCCUAAGCGCUUCAGCUGGCAGAAAUGGGUCUUCUUCUUGAUGGAAUCGCCACCACACACCGGUUUCAGAGACUUCCAUCUCACGCACGGUAUGUUCAACUGGACCAUGACAUACAGAAGAGACUCUGACGUUUACGUGCCCUACGGUAGGGUUAUACCUCGCGAUUCCUUCAAUACGAAUACCAAGAGAGACUUGAAGGCCAUCUGGAAGUCUAAGAAAAAAACCGCCGUAUGGAUGGUCAGCAACUGCCACACCCCCGGUGGAAGAGAACAUUUCGUGGCGGAACUGAAGAAAUACAUGGACGUUGAUUUGUACGGUGCCUGUGGUGACCACGCGUGCCCGAAAUCCCGAGGCGAUUCCUGUUACGUGGACUUCGAGCGCACAUAUUUCUACGCACUCGCCUUUGAAAACUCGAUAUGUGUAGAUUACGUCAGCAAGAAGAUGUUCAACGUACUCAAGCACAACAUCAUACCAGUUGUGUUCGGUGGCGCAAAUUACAGUCAUAUCGCUCCAAAACAUUCUUACAUUGACUCCCUCUCUUUCGAAUCUCCCAAGUAUCUCGCCGAGUAUCUUAUAAAGCUAUCGAAGAACUAUACAGAGUACUCUGCUCAUUUCGCCUGGAAAGAGAGGCAUGAAGUUGUUAGGUGGGACAAAGGAUUCUGCGAUCUAUGUAUAAAAUUGCAAAACCGUGCUGAACUUCACCAGCAUUCGUCGUAUGGUCACAUCGAAGAGUGGUGGUUUGGCAGGAACCUUUGCCGGAGUUGGGACCAGAGGCAGAGUUUCCAGACCGACAAGUUCAAUAUAUCCGGCAGUCUUGAAAAUUAGCCCAAAUUUAUCCAGUUGGCUGCGGACACCAGAGAUGCUAGCAAUAAAUUAACUAAGCUUUAGGCAUUGGCAUUUACGUGAACAAACACUUUGCUUUGCGGGGACUGGAAGUGUCCCUAUUAGAACAGUUCUAUUCAGUGCCAUUUGAUUCGUUUAAGAACACUUCCAGGGAUGCCAGAUCUGCUUUACUUGUUGACAGUGCGGGGAACUACAUGAUUUCAAGAUUAGAUUUACUACAGAUCAAACGUGAGGUGCCGCUUUCUGUGGUCCCCUACAUAAUUGAAUAAGGGCACCCGAACACUUUUGUACAGGACAAGAAAACUACGAUUCUUUUUCAUACACAAACACUUGCGUUGUUACGAAUGUUCGUAGAGCUUACGACAUGCAGAUUGUUGGGUCCUACAUGUGCAGCGGAGGA